Fulvia fulva is the source of this 2322-nucleotide messenger RNA. RefSeq names its product H/ACA ribonucleoprotein complex non-core subunit NAF1. Gene Ontology annotation, cellular component: sno(s)RNA-containing ribonucleoprotein complex. Lineage: Eukaryota; Fungi; Ascomycota; Dothideomycetes; Mycosphaerellales; Mycosphaerellaceae. Gene Ontology annotation, molecular function: RNA binding. The record is from RefSeq and is a predicted model, not a curated record. The transcript has a single exon. Gene Ontology annotation, biological process: pseudouridine synthesis; box H/ACA snoRNP assembly; ribosome biogenesis. The coding region runs from base 1 to 2322 and encodes 773 amino acids.
AUGGGUCAGAUUGAGAACCGCGCUGUCACACACGUCGCGCACGAGGAAAUUGGAGAGAGGCCGGACACUGUCGACAUUCCGGAAGAAGCCAACCCGGACGAGUCUCGACCUGCAGAGCGUGUCAAGCUGGACGGCGGAUUGGCGGUCACGGAAGACAUACAGCACGAGAUGGACGACGCAGACGACUGGGACGAUCUGUAUGGCACAUCGAAUCCCGCGACGCCUACCAAAGCCGACGCGACUGCUGCCGUUCCCGACACUAUAUCCGCAGUAAAUGGUGCAGCACUUGCGAGCGAUGGAGCACAACCGACUGCAACCGCGCCGAGCCAGCCACAGGAGCACCAAUAUGGAGUGAGUGCCGCAGCACCAGAGCAUACAGCCAAGACACAGCAGGAAGUCGAGCCGGGAGUACCAGCAGACGCGAUCGACACCGGGGACGACUUGGUUGCGCCGCCUCCUCACGCCCCAUCUGAGAGCAACGACAAGGCAUCCACGGAUGUCAUGGAGGAGACGACCCAGAUCGAGUACCAACAACCUCAUCCUGCGACCGAGCAGAGCACCACCCCCGAUGGCGAGACACACCAGCCGCAUCCAUUGCUCGAUCCACUAGCGGGACUGCUGUCGCGAGAGGAUGCUGUGCCGCUACCAAAGGUGACCGAGGAUGCAGACUUCAUGGCUGCAGCGGCUGCGCAGAAGGAAGACAAGGAUGCAGAGUGGAACUUUGAUUCAUCAGACGCCGAGUCCUCCUCUGACUCGGGCAGCUCGGACUCGGACGACUCUUCAGACGAUUCGGACAGUGGUAGCGAAGGAGGCUAUGAGAUGCUUGAUCCAGCGACCGCUGCCAAGAUCCUCAUGUCUGGCGACGGCGACGACGAUGAUGGCAAAGGCAAAGAUAGGAGCGGAGCAGACCACCAGCCGAGAACAGCGAACGAGACCAAGGAAGAGGUCGUGCCAAAGCCAGAUGUCCGGAUCACAGAAGACAUGAAGAUCACAUACCUCGGAACAGUGGACAGGGCGGUCGAGAACAUGGUCUUGAUCAAGGGCGCAACAUCAGGAGACUACCAGGUCCUCGAGUCCGGAUCUGUGCUUUGCAACGAGCAGCGUGAGGUCAUUGGUGCCGUAGCAGACACUAUCGGCAAGGUGCAGGAGCCACUCUACAGCGUCGCCUUCACCAACGCUCAAGGCGUGCAAGAUGCGGGCCUCGAGUUCGGCACCAAGAUCUACUACGUCGACAGCCACAGCACAUUCGUCUUCACCCAACCUCUCCGAGCCGUAAAGGGCACCGAUGCCUCGAACAUCCACGAUGAAGAAGUUGGCGAAGACGAGCUCGAGUUCUCUGACGACGAAGAAGAGGCGGCGUUCAAGUCGCAACGAAAGAGAGCGAAGAAGGAAGGUCGUACAGCUCUGACGAGGAGCGAGUUCCAGGCUGGUGCGCGAAGCUUCGGCGCGCCGGGACAUGACGGCGGACACACAUACACGAAUCAUAACAGCGAUGUGCCUGCACAGAGCUAUGGCGCCGCGCUGUCUUAUGACGACGAGCCGACCGGCGAAGACUUCUACCAACCGUUGAAGCGACCAGAGAAUCUCGCUCAGCUCAUGUCGAAUGGUGCUCCACCACCACGACAGCAGCCGACCUUCGAUCGUGGGAGAGGUCGCGGGCGGGGUGAUGGCGCGGAUCGCGGCGGUAGAGGGAGAGGGAGAGGCGGCGACAGAGGAGGCCGUGGUGAUCGUGGGAGAGGACGAGGUGAUCGUGGGCGAGGCCGAGGGGGCUUCGAUCGCGAUCAGCGAGGCGGCAGAGGAGGUCAGCGAGGACAGCAUCAACAGGGUCAUCAAGAGCGACCCAGCAGCUUCUCCAGCGACAACCCGCAGUCAUCGUUACCACCACGACCGAACUUCCCACAGAUACCGCCACCACAACCUGCUCCUCCGGUCCACUACCAACAGCCAGCUCCGCAAACCUACCAGUUCGGUGGCCAGACAUACCAGUACGGUGCGCCACAGCCACCCGCUCAAGCGUCUCAAUACAACCACUACGCUCCUCAACACGCAGCUGCACCUCAGCCUGGUGCCUACGUGAACCCGGCCUUCUACCAGCAGCAGCCGCCCCAACAGCAGCAAGCUCCUCAGCUGACACCGCAACAGCAACAAGCAUACGCCGCUUGGUUUGCUCAACAACACGCUCAACAACAAGCGCAGCAGCAGCAGUAUGCUCACGCACCACAGGCCACUGGCGGCGCUCAGCAACCCCAGCAACAGCAAGAACCAGCAGGCCCACAAUUCGACCUCAGCGGCAUCCUGAAGAGAUUGAGCGGUCAGCAGUAG